UCUGUAAUUCGUGUGACGACACAAUUAUUGUAAACGAUUCUCCAAAAUGAAGGGUUGUAUGUUCAAUAUUGAUGGUGGCUAUUUGGAGGGUCUUUGUCGCGGACUUAAAUGUGGAAUUCUUCAGCAAAGUGACUAUCUCAAUCUUGUACAAUGUGAAACUCUUGAAGAUUUAAAGCUGCAUUUGGCAGGUACAGAUUAUGGCAGUUUCUUGGCAAAUGAGCCAUCACCACUCUCUGUCAGUGUGAUUGAUGAUAAAUUAAGAGAAAAGCUUGUUGUGGAAUUUCAACACAUGCGCAACCACUCUGUAGAGCCCUUGUCACAAUUUCUAGAUUUUAUUACUUACAGUUACAUGAUUGAUAAUAUUAUCUUACUAAUUACUGGAACUUUGCAUCAAAGACCAAUUUCAGAGUUGAUUCCUAAAUGUCAUCCUCUUGGCAGCUUUGAANNNUUUGUAUUGUUUCAUCACAUUUCGACUUAUAUCAUAUUUUUAUUAUGUUGAAUAUUUUAUGAAAUUAUAGCUCCCUUCUUCGUGGAUUGCAUUUCUGAACAAGAUUUAGAUGAAAUGAAUAUUGAAAUAAUCAGAAAUACAUUAUACAAAGCUUAUUUGGAGGCAUUUUACAAAUUCUGUAAAGAAAUUGGUGGAACAACUGCAGAUACCAUGUGUGAAAUACUUGCGUUUGAAGCUGAUAGACGAGCAAUUAUUAUAACUAUCAAUUCAUUUGGAACUGAAUUGGGUAAAGAUGAUAGAGCUAAAUUAUAUCCACGUUGUGGAAAAUUGAAUCCUGAUGGACUAGCAGCACUGGCAAGAGCUGAUGAUUAUGAACAAGUUAAAGCUGUAGCAGAAUAUUUUGCUGAAUACAGUGCCUUGUUUGAAGGUGCCGGUAACAAUCCUGGUGAUAAAACUUUAGAAGAUAAAUUCUUUGAGCAUGAGGUUCGCUUAAACGUUCAUGCUUUCCUUCAACAAUUCCACUUUGGAGUAUUCUACAGUUAUCUUAAAUUAAAGGAACAAGAAUGUCGCAACAUCGUAUGGAUAGCGGAAUGUGUUGCACAAAAGCAUCGUGCUAAAAUAGAUAAUUACAUUCCAAUAUUUUAAUACGCUUCUCAAUGUUUUGUUGAUUACCUGUGUUUAACUAUGCAACAAUAUCA
Molecule: messenger RNA, 1146 nt
Organism: Habropoda laboriosa
Lineage: Eukaryota; Metazoa; Arthropoda; Insecta; Hymenoptera; Apidae
Gene: VhaAC39-1
Product: V-type proton ATPase subunit d
Exons: 6
Biological process (GO): vacuolar acidification; vacuolar transport; proton transmembrane transport
Cellular component (GO): vacuolar proton-transporting V-type ATPase complex; plasma membrane proton-transporting V-type ATPase complex; lysosomal membrane
Molecular function (GO): proton-transporting ATPase activity, rotational mechanism
Source: RefSeq, a predicted model, not a curated record